CCGGCGCCGCCGCUGAGCCCGACCUCGAGUUCGAGCCCAGGGCGCGCCCGGCCACACCAUGAGCCACGGGCCGAGCCCCCGGCUGGCCGAGUCCCCGCAGCUGUCCAAGGGCAGCCUCCUGACCAUCCUGGGCAGUCCGUCGCCCGAGCGCAUGGGGCCGGCGGACUCGCUGCCGCCCACGCCGCCCAGCGGCACGCCUUCGCCUGGGCCGCCUCCCGCGCUGCCCUUGCCGCCGCCGCCCGCGCUGCUGGCCGACGGGGACUGGGAGAGCCGCGAGGAGCUGCGGCUGCGGGAGCUGGAGGAGGCGCGGGCGCGGGCGGCGCAGAUGGAGAAGACCAUGCGCUGGUGGUCGGACUGCACGGCCAACUGGCGCGAGAAGUGGAGCAAGGUGCGCGCCGAGCGCAACCGCGCGCGCGAGGAGGUGCGCCAGCUGCGCCAGCGCCUCGACGCGCUCACCAAGGAGCUGGCGGGCGCGCGGCGCGAGCGCCAGGAGGCGCAGGGCGAGUGCGAGGCGCGGGGUCGCGAGCUGGCGAGGCUGCGGGGCGCCCGGGGGGCCGCCGACAAGACGCACGACGGCCCCGAUCCCGAGCGGGAGCACGAGCCGGUGCGCGACGUCGGGUCGGAGAGGCCGCAAGGCAGCCAGGAGCUUGAGCUGGUGGAGAGCCUGCUGAAGAGCAGACCAGAGGAGCCCGAGGGCUGCUGGGAGGUGCGCAGUGUGGGGGCCGGGGGCUCACGGAGCAGCUCGGGCCGCCAGGAGCGCAGCCGGCUGCCCUGGGAGGACACAGCUGCCACCGAGGAGGAUGCCUCCAAGUUAACUGCCUUGCGGCUGCGGCUGGAUGAGUCCCAGAAGGUGCUGCUCAAAGAGCGAGAAGAUAAACUGGCACUGAGCAGGAACAUUGAAAAGCUGGAGGGGGAGCUCAGCCAGUGGAAGAUCAAGUAUGAGGAGCUAAGCAAGACCAAGCAGGAGAUGCUCAAACAACUCAGCAUCCUGAAGGAGGCACAUCAGGAUGAACUGGGCCGCAUGUCCGAAGACCUGGAGGACGAGCUCGGUGCACGGUCCAGCAUGGACAGGAAGAUGGCUGAGCUGAGGGGUGAGAUGGAGCGGCUGCAGGCUGAGAAUGCAGCGGAGUGGGGCCGCCGUGAGCGGCUGGAGACAGAGAAGUUGGGCCUCGAGCGGGAGAACAAGAAGCUGCGGGCACAGGUUGGGGACCUGGAGGAGGCACUGGCCCGGCGACGGCGGCAAACAGCCAGUGCACUGGAUUGCGACCUGCGGGCCAGCCAGGCUGCGCUCUUCGAGAAGAACAAGGAGCUUGCAGACCUGAAGCAUGUGCAUGGCAAGCUGAAGAAGCAGUUCCAAGAGAAGGUGGCAGAGUUGGCUCAUGCCAACCGACGGGUAGAGCAGCAUGAGGCAGAGGUAAAGAAGCUGCGGCUUCGGGUGGAGGAGCUCAAGAAGGAGCUGGCCCAGGCUGAGGACGAGUUGGACGAGGCCCACAACCAGGCGCGGAAGCUGCAGCGGUCACUGGACGAGCAGACGGAGCAGAGCGAGAACCUGCAAGUGCAGCUGGAGCACCUGCAGUCCAGGCUCCGCAGGCAGCAGCAGAACACCCCCCUCUUCGGGAAGAUCCGCAGUGCUCGCUUUGGCACCGAGGAGGCCGGGGAUGGAGCCAGCGACCUGGACGAGGACGAGGACCUGCAAAUCCAGGUGGCCUAGAGCCUUACAGGGCUGGGCAACCCUGGCCCGAAGCUGCAGGCCCCCAGGGGCCCAGGCUGACCAGUUGCCUGUGCUUGCUCUGGGACAGAUCCCACUCCCUGCCACUAACGGAUGACUUCCUUGUCUCCCAAGGAGGGCA
Molecule: messenger RNA, 1850 nt
Organism: Cynocephalus volans (Philippine flying lemur)
Lineage: Eukaryota; Metazoa; Chordata; Mammalia; Dermoptera; Cynocephalidae
Gene: CCDC102A
Product: coiled-coil domain containing 102A
Exons: 8
Coding region: 59-1711 (550 amino acids)
Cellular component (GO): myosin complex
Source: RefSeq, a predicted model, not a curated record